AUGGACAUCGAUCCCUACGUCGUUCUGGCUGUCCCCAAAGACGCCACCUUACCCGAAAUCAAGUCGGCCCAUCGGAAACUUGUGUUGAAAUGCCAUCCCGACAAGAUCAAAGAUGAAUCCCUUCGCAAUGAGGCCCAGGACCAGUUUCAACGGGUCCAACAGGCCUACGAAUUGCUCUCUGAUCCCUCCCGCAGAACCAAAUAUGACCAGAAGGUCCGCUUGGCCGAGUUGCGUCGCGAGAUGAAGGACCAGCACCCAUAUGCCUCGCCCCGUGCUGGCGGCAAUGUCCGUGAAUAUCGCGAUGGUCGGAUCUACGAAGAGCGCAUGCCGGCUGAUUAUUUUGACGAUGGAUUCUACCAUUCUCCCGAUGAGAAGACUCCCCGGGGCACAUCUCGCAAGCACGAUGACUAUGGUCGGAGGCCUCGUGCCGAAGAGAGAAGGAAACCCAGGCCGACGACUACCACCAGCAGUCCCUUCAAUCCCUUCCGCGCUAGCAAAGAAGCGGCUGCUCGUGAUAGUACAAAGACGUCCCAUUCCACUCGGGACAAGUCCCGAACCAAGGAACGACGACGGGAAGCUUACGAGAAAUACGAAACUGUCUAUAUCGACACCGAUGCCUCGGGUUAUGACUCUGAGCCCUCGCGUAACUAUACGCGACCGUCAGAGUCGAGAAAAGCGAGUCCAGACAAGCGGUCGGCCUCUUCUCCUCACAAGCCUAGGAGUACCAGUACUCAUCCUGCUACCGAAUCGCGACGAUUCCAGCCUGAGGUGGUGGAGGAAGACGAUGAAGACUCGGAUCAAUACGAGACCAAGCACGAUAAAUUGCACCACACGGCUCGCGACUACAUCAUGCGCUCCAAAGGAAAUGCGCCCAUCGAGAUCGACUCUCGUCGGCGUCCUUCCCGCUCGCCACAGCGACCGCGCGAGCACACUGAGCCCCCAGCAUCGGAACCAGCACGCUCAAACGUAACUCCCCGAGCCAAACAUAGCAGUCGCGAAAGCGUGCGACAAUCUUCGUCCCGGAAUAGCUCGUAUGAGCAUUUGGAGCCGUCGACUACCCAUCCGCCACCGCCACGGGCCCAUUAUGAGACUUUCAAGGUGCCCCCUAUGCCCACCGCCGCCACAUCGCCAGCAGCGAAAGCCGCCUCAUCCGCGACUCGACCGACUCUGCAGCCCUCCCGGUCGGCAACCACAGCAGCCGCAUACUCACGUUCCGGCUCAAAACGUGAUUCCACCAACCUCCUCGUGAACAUGGUCUACGCCGAUGGCACCUCGCGAUCAUCCAGAGUCCGCAGCACAGACCGCUAUGACUCGGGAUACUCCAGCCCCGGCACCCCAGACAUGCACGGUACCAGUCCACCCAAGGCCUCAGCCCGCUAUAAGAUCGUUACCGAAUCAGAACCCCUCCGCGAGGUCCCGCCCACUCCAGCAAUGGCUUCGACUUCAUCGCGCUACCAACGCGGCUACUCCCCACCCCGUCCUCACCCUCACGCUGCUCACUCCCAUACUCACCCGCUCGCUACUCCAGAGCGCCCCUCCUUCUCCACGAGAGCAGCCGCAAAGCCCUCGCGAAGCUAUACGACUCAUGCUCCAGAAUCACGCGGCCCGCGGCCAAUGUCCUCUGCUCCCCGUCCGUUAUUCGGACAGAAGGAUAAGCCAGACGCCAAGUACGCUCGCGAGUAUGGGCCAGAUGACGUGGUUUACACCGCGCGGGAUCCGUACAAUCAUCAUCACGGGCCCCCUAGGGCUUAUUCGUACGAUGAUUAUCAAACAGCGUCGAGACGUCAAUCGACGUAUGCGUAG
This is a messenger RNA of Aspergillus ruber CBS 135680, 1803 nucleotides long. RefSeq names its product DnaJ-domain-containing protein. The record is from RefSeq and is a predicted model, not a curated record. Gene Ontology annotation, biological process: protein refolding. The transcript has a single exon. Gene Ontology annotation, cellular component: cytoplasm. Lineage: Eukaryota; Fungi; Ascomycota; Eurotiomycetes; Eurotiales; Aspergillaceae. The coding region runs from base 1 to 1803 and encodes 600 amino acids.